CAAUCACCGCUCGCCUCCUCCUCGCUUCAUCCCGGGGAGAUAUAACCCGGAGCUCAUCCACAAGCCUGUGGACGCCACUGGCACCAGCCCCAGACCACGGAUCCUCCUCCCCUGCAGCGAGCCAUGGCGUCCACCGCGCUCUCCACCGCCGCCAACCCCACCCAGCUCUGCCGGUCCCGCGCUUCGCUGGGCAAGCCGGUGAAGGGGCUGGGCUUCGGACGGGAGCGCGCCCUGCGGACCAUCACAUGCCAGGCGGCGAGCAGCAUCCCCGCCGACCGCGUCCCCGACAUGGAGAAGCGGAAGCUCUUGAACCUCCUCCUCCUCGGCGCCCUCUCGCUCCCCACCGUCGGCAUGGUCGUCCCCUACGGCGCCUUCUUCGUCCCCGGCGGCUCCGGGAACGCCGGCAGCGGGGCCUACGCCAAGGACAAGCUCGGCAACGACAUCAAGAUCGACGAGUGGCUCAAGACGCACGGCCCCAACGACCGCACACUGGCUCAGGGGCUCAAGGGUGAUCCUACGUACCUCGUCGUGGAGCAGGACAAGACGCUCGCCUCCUACGGGAUCAACGCCGUCUGCACCCACCUCGGCUGCGUCGUGCCGUGGAACACCGCCGAGAACAAGUUCCUCUGCCCCUGCCAUGGAUCGCAGUACAACAACCAGGGCAAGGUGGUCCGUGGACCGGCGCCUCUGUCCCUGGCCUUGGUCCACGUCGAUGUCGACGACGGCAAGGUCCUCUUCGUCCCGUGGGUCGAGACCGACUUCAGGACCGGCGAGGACCCGUGGUGGAAAGCAUAAGGGGCUCUGGCAGCUAUGCUCUCUUAUGUGAUCAACUCACAGCCUUGCAUUCCUGUGUUCUCAGAGGCAUUAUUACUAUAAAUCCACUUCCUUCUUGAUUCCGAAUUAUAUAUGUAAAGAAGAAUACCUGUUUGUCUGCGUAUAUAACUUUUGACCGCUGAACGAUCAGAACAUCCCCUGAACCCGGGCAUCUACAUUACAUUCUGAAGAAAUCAAGAUGUCCGACAGCAUACCCACAGCAUUUUUUGCUGCAAACAUAGUUGGUCUGUCUCUAUAAAUGAUACAAGUUCCUGA
Phragmites australis (common reed) is the source of this 1089-nucleotide messenger RNA. Its product is annotated as cytochrome b6-f complex iron-sulfur subunit, chloroplastic. Gene Ontology annotation, cellular component: plasma membrane. Lineage: Eukaryota; Viridiplantae; Streptophyta; Magnoliopsida; Poales; Poaceae. The record is from RefSeq and is a predicted model, not a curated record. The coding region runs from base 124 to 795 and encodes 223 amino acids. The transcript has 5 exons. Gene Ontology annotation, molecular function: 2 iron, 2 sulfur cluster binding.